Messenger RNA from Mesorhabditis belari, 1509 nucleotides. NCBI's taxonomy places the organism in Eukaryota, Metazoa, Nematoda, Chromadorea, Rhabditida, Rhabditidae. The record is from the annotation of a GenBank genome assembly.
AUGGAUGGGAUACGUGCAUUUGUGAUCUUCAACCAAGAGAGGCUUGCAUACUGGAAAGUGAAGCUCGAUCAAGCGCUGACAAACGCGAAUCGAGUGGCGUGUCGAGGCGGCGGCGGAAGAUUGACUACCUUGGAAUCGCAUAGCACCGAAAAUGGACAAAACUCUUCAAAUUUCAGAGAACCUUUAUCUGAUCUUAUUUGCCCGAUUUGUUUGGAUACAUAUGAUGACGCUCUGACACUCUCUUGUGGUCAUUCUUUGUGUUGGGCUUGCGUGGAACAGAUGCGACUUGUUGCGAAAAGCGAGACCGUUACGUGGUUAAAAGAUGCAAUUCUAACCCUCAGCCGUCUUGUCGAGGUCCGAAAUCGAGGAAUUCGUUGUGGAGAGUGUCGGGAGAAAUGUGAAGAGACAAAAAUGUGGACGUGUUUGACAUGUUUGAGACACGGGAGUACGAAACUCAACCGUGAAUCGAUGGUUUAUGUCGGAAACUUGAAUGCGUCAAGUUUUGAAGAAGAUCCAAAUGACAGCAAUCCAGAAAGUCUACAAAAAGAGAUGAACCAACAAGAGCGCUUUGGGCGUUUCUCGUUUUGCGCAUCUUGUCUACUUUAUUAUCAUAAAGGGCACGACUACGAAGAAGUGCUCAAAUUACGAGAACGAUCAAAAUUGGUGGAUGAGAUGAAAGGAAAAUGGUUGGAAAAGGCGAAUUCGAGCAUUCAAACGAUCAAAGAAACGACAACCACAAUUACAAAUGGACUCUUUGAUGAGGUUCUUCUCGAGAACGUUCGCAUCAAAUUCGAUGAAAUUUGCGAUGUUGCAAAAUGUUCGAAUGAGGAAAUUGAGGGAAGAGGAGGAGCGGUGAUCGAGAAAUUACAAAGAAUACAGAAAGAGUUUCAUCAAGGAUUUCAGAGACAUUUCGAGGAAUUUCUCGAACGAUGCUCUACAGCAAUCUCUUCAAAUCCACCAUCAUUUCAUGGAUCUCCGCAGAAUUUGUCUCCAUUAGAGCCACCGAGGGGAUUUUCAUCGCGAAGAAGCUCAACGGAUCGAAAUUUCACCCCACAAUCUUCGUCACCGACUCCAAGAUAUGAAAAAGAAACCGAGGUGUCAAUCCCGUCCCUUGCCCCAUCUCUGCCCACUCCAACAUCUCUCGGUUCUCACAGUUCUCCUCUUCUACCACCACUUCCCUCAACUCUUCCACCAUUGGAAAAACUGAAGCUAGAAAGUGAACCGAUCAUUCGAAGACCCACUGUUUUGUCAUCACUGCGGGAUCGUCCCACUUCCCUUCAAGCAUCUCCCUUUCCCUCCACUCCAACCGCGAACUGUUGUCACUUCAAAGAUUUCAACUGGCAACCGGGAUUUCAUCAGGACAGUGACAACCGCAGAGAUUGCUUGAGUAAUGCCCAUCCAGCGGGUGCUUCCUUCGUUCACAAAUUCCAUGUGGAAGUGAGAUCAAAUGCCCGGCUGGGCUUUAUUGCAAAGUUCAUAAGGCCUCAACUGGUGAAAGGAAUUUGUGAA